AUGAAUCACCCCAACAGUCCUACCUGGAAGGUUUAUAAGCGCUUCGGCCCCGGAGGUGGAAACUUUGGGCCCGGGAAGCUGAGGAUAAAGACGCGGAAAAGGGAGGACGACGACGGGGCCGCCAUGACCGGUCUUGGGCUCCCCGUGGCGGUGGGCAUCCUGCUGCUGGCCCAGGUGGCCCAGCCCGUCUUCGUCCAGCCACGCCCAUUUAAAAACCCCGCUAAUCCCGGCCCCGCCCACCUCAGCCCCAAUCCAAAAUCAACCAAUCCCAGCCCCGCCUACUUCAGCCCCGUCCCCAAGAUCCGCCAAUCCCAGCCCCGCUCCAAGAUCAACCAAUCCCACCCCGUCCCCAAGAUCAACCAAUCCCAGCCUCGCCCACCUCAGUACCUCCCCACGAUCAACCAACCCCAGGCCCGCCCACCUCAGCCCCGCCGCCAAAGUCGUCCAACGCCAGCCCCGCCCACCUCAAGCCCCGCCCCAAAUUCAACCAAUCCCAGCCCCGCCCACUUCAGCCCCGUCCCCAAAAUCCGCCAAUCCCAGCCCCUCCCCAAGAUCAACCAAUCCCAGCCCCGCCCACCUCAGCCCCGCCCCGAGAUCCGCCAAUCCCAGCCCCGCCCCAAGUUCAACCAAUCCCAGCCCCGCCCACCUCAGUCCUUCUCCAAGAUCAACCAAUCCCAGCCCCGCCCACCUGUCCCGUCCCCAAGAUCAACCAAUCCCAGCCCCGCCGCCAAAGUCAUCCAACGCCAGUCCCGCCCGCCUCAAGCCCCGCCCCAAGUUCAACCAAUCCCAGCCCCGCCCACUUCAGCCCCGUCCCCAAGAUCCGCCAAUCCCAGCCCCUCCCCAAGAUCAACCAAUCCCAGCCCCGCCCACCUCAGUCCCUCUCCAAGAUCAACCAAUCCAGCCCCGCCCCAAGUUCAACCAAUCCCAGCCCCGCCCACCUCAGUCCCUCUCCAAGAUCCACCAGUCCCAGCCCCGCCCACCUCAGUCAGUCCCGUCCCCAAGAUCAACCAAUCCCAGCCCCGCCGCCAAAGUCAUCCAACGCCAGUCCCGCCCGCCUCAAGCCCCGCCCCAAAUUCAACCAAUCCCAGCCCCGUCCGCUUCAGCCCCGUCCCCAAGAUCCGCCAAUCCCAGCCCCUCCCCAAGAUCAACCAAUUCCGGCCCCGCCCACCUCAGCCCCGCCGCCAGUCAUCCAAUGCUAAUCCCGCCCACCUCAAGCCCCGCCCCCAAAAUCAACCAAUCCCGGCCCAGCCGACUUCAGCCUCGUCUCCAAAAUCCGCCAAUCCCAGCCCCGCCCCAAGAUCAACCAAUCACGGCCCCGCCCACCUCAGCCCCCGUCCCCAAAAUCAACCAAUCCCGGUCCCGCCCGCCUCAGCCCCGCCCCCAAGAUCAACCAAUCCCGGCCCCUCCCGCCUCAGCCUCGCCUCCCUCCAGCCUGAGGAGCAGCCCCCCCCAUCCGUCACCCUGAAGGGCCCUGAGGGUCCCCAGGGUGGGCACCGGGCAGAGGAAGAAGGCUGGCAGGGCCUGGCAAUCCGGUCGGCGCAGUGCGAUCCGUCAGGGCCCGACAGUGGUUUCCAGUUUCCACUGGAUGCCGUGAAGAAGCUGGCUGAUCUCCUGGAGGCCCCCGGUGCCCAGCUGCAGAGCCGGACCGCCGGCUUGUCCGUCUGCACUCACCCUUCCCUGCCACCCGAAUUCCUGCCCGUCUGCAAGAGCAAAGAAGCCCCAGGCAUCUUCAAACGCCUGAGAACCAUCGCCAACGACGACCUGUGUGAGAUCUGUGCCAACGCCGCUUGUACCGGAUGCUACUGA
Molecule: messenger RNA, 1806 nt
Organism: Tachyglossus aculeatus (Australian echidna)
Lineage: Eukaryota; Metazoa; Chordata; Mammalia; Monotremata; Tachyglossidae
Product: vegetative cell wall protein gp1-like
Exons: 6
Coding region: 1-1806 (601 amino acids)
Cellular component (GO): extracellular region
Molecular function (GO): guanylate cyclase activator activity
Source: RefSeq, a predicted model, not a curated record